CUGUUUCUUCUCCCUUUCCCUCUCUUUCUGUUUGUUUCCCGAGAAAAUUUUCUGUCGAAGGAAAAAAAAAAACAUGGCGGAAGUACUGAGUGAAGAACAGAUCGUGGAGUUUAAGGAAGCCUUUUGUCUCUUCGACAAGGACGGCGAUGGGUGCAUUACUAUCGAGGAAUUGGCGACGGUGAUCCGGUCGUUGGAUCAGAAUCCGACGGAGGAGGAGCUUCAGGACAUGAUUAAUGAGGUCGACGCCGACGGCAAUGGAACAAUCGAAUUCGCUGAGUUUCUCAAUUUGAUGGCCAAGAAAAUCAAGUUNACUGAUGCGGAAGAAGAGCUGAAAGAGGCUUUCAAAGUGUUCGACAAAGAUCAAAACGGAUACAUCUCAGCUACGGAGCUGAGGCACGUGAUGAUCAACCUCGGGGAGAAGCUGACCGAUGAUGAAGUGGAGCAGAUGAUCAAAGAAGCCGAUCUGGACGGUGAUGGUCAGGUCAAUUUUGAAGAAUUCGUCAAGAUGAUGAUGACCGUUGGAUGAUAGAUUCAAGUAGCCUUUUUUAAUCAACGGUCCCAAGAAAAACAAAGGGAUUUCUAAAAUUCAUUUAUUUUCAUAUAAUUUCAUUAAUUUCCUGCUCCUUGCAUAGUUAUUAAUUUGUACUUUUUGCCCCUUUUAGCCCACUUGUUCAUCAAUGUAAUCCCCUCUUUAUUCUUAGUAACAAUUUUUUUACUGUUCA
Messenger RNA from Cucurbita pepo subsp. pepo (vegetable marrow), 722 nucleotides. NCBI's taxonomy places the organism in Eukaryota, Viridiplantae, Streptophyta, Magnoliopsida, Cucurbitales, Cucurbitaceae. The record is from RefSeq and is a predicted model, not a curated record.